This is a messenger RNA of Lodderomyces pseudojiufengensis, 1401 nucleotides long. RefSeq names its product Ash2p (gene ASH2). The transcript has a single exon. The coding region runs from base 1 to 1401 and encodes 466 amino acids. NCBI's taxonomy places the organism in Eukaryota, Fungi, Ascomycota, Pichiomycetes, Serinales, Debaryomycetaceae. The record is from RefSeq and is a predicted model, not a curated record. Gene Ontology annotation, molecular function: transcription cis-regulatory region binding; protein binding. Gene Ontology annotation, cellular component: Set1C/COMPASS complex.
AUGAGAGACGGGCUUUCACAAGAACCAUCAAUUGAACCACAAAUUGAGUUGACAAGAGAAAAUCUAAUCAGAGAACAAGAUGGUGAUUCUAAAUCAAUUAUAGUUGAAACUAACAAUUCCAAAACAACCAAAAAUUCAAAUCUACAUAAUGUUAUAAUUCAUCCAAGAUUAAAACCAGCACCAUUCAAAAUACGUGAUGCAUAUCCUACAGACUUACCAAAACCAACAGAAAUAUGCACUGUAAAUGAUUUAAAAUUUUAUCAAAAUGAAGAAUUACCUGUAAAUAGACGAGGGUUUAAAUAUAAAUUAUGUAAACCUAAUCCUAUAUUCACAUCAAAUUAUUAUUCAACAACAGAUAUAGAACCAUAUGAAGUUAGUUUGUCUUGGUUUGAUAGGUCUACGGGGUCCUAUUUAAGUCAAGAUUGUAAAGCAUUAACACUGAAUCAAGGUUGGAGAUCAGUUAGAUCAAAUGUUGGAAUACGAGAAGGUAUUUAUUAUUUUGAAUUUAAGAUUUUAAAAUCAGAUGAUUAUAGUCAUGUAAGAAUAGGAUUAGGAAGAAGAGAGGCAAGUAUUGAAGCACCAGUUGGAUUUGAUGGAUAUGGAUAUGGAAUUAGAGAUGUUGGAGGAGAAUUAGUAUUUAUAAGUCGAAGGAAAAACGUUUUAAUUGAAGAAGGGUUCAAGACUGGUGAUGUUAUUGGAUUUGAAGUUCAUUUACCUUCUUUAAGUCAACAAAAGAAAGAAAUUGAAGAAUUUGUUAAUUUAAAAAAAUCUGAAAUUCCUGAUCAUCAUACAACUAAAAAAAGGAAAACCAAUACUAAAAACAAAAAAUUCAAUAAUAUUGAAGAUAAUGAAAAAUUUAAUGAAUUUAAUAAUAUUUUAAGAGAUCAAAUACCUACAAAGUCCAAAGGUGUUUUAUACUAUGAUCAAUUUGAAUAUACUAAAACUAAAAUGAUGGAUCAUUUAUUAAAUCCUAUUACAGUGUUUGGUGAAAAAGCAAUAAUUGAAAUGGACGAUAAGACUAAAAAUAUACCAAUAAUUUCAAAUUCAAAAAUUGUCCUAUACAAAAAUGGAGUAAAGCAAAACGAAACCAUUGAAAAUUUAUAUUCAUUUCUACCUACUAAUUUAGAAGAAAUUGAAGAAAUAAACCUCGAACCAAAUUUAAAACAACAACUGAAUCCAAAUUAUAAAAAUAAUGAUGAUAAUACAUUGGGAUAUUACCCCAUGUUAUCAACUUUUCAAAAUGGUGCAGUUUCCUUGAAUGCUGGUCCUGAAUUUGAAUAUCCACCUGAAAAUACCCAAAUAAAACCAUUAAGUGAUCGAUAUAAUGAACAUGUAAUUGAAGAAUGGUAUUGGGAUAUAAUUGAUGAAGUUGAAGCUCAGUAUUUAGAUAGUUUUGAUUAA